AUUACAUGAAUUUGAAAUAGUUACGAUUGUCAAGAAUGUUGAGUGAUUACUAAUCUUACUAUUUGUAUGUUCUACAAUGAUAUCCUGACAUGGAGGGAUUGCAAAAUCGAAAUAAAUGACAAUGACAUGACAUAUGAGCCAAAAUACUUGAACUGUGUGUGUCUCAGCUGGAAAGGGGGCACACAUAAUAUCGUGACAAGAAUAAAUUUACAUCAUCGAUAGGUUUUCCCUGUAAGAUAACAAAACAUUCUACAUAUAAGAAGGUUUACAUAAUGAACCGCUAUUCAGUUGUAACAGCUUUUCACGUUCAAAAUGGAAGGCGAUGAUGAAAUUCCUAUGCUGGGUGAUUUACGCGUAGGCGUGGGCAAUAAAUUGAUCGAUUAUAAAUACAACAAAACCAUAACUUUUACAAUCAAUGGCAAUGUAUACAGAGUUUCGGAUGAUGUGAAAAUUGGGACCUCAUUGAACACUUUCAUAAGAGACAAUGCCAGACUGAAAGCGACCAAGUUCAUGUGCACCGAAGGAGGGUGUGGUUGCUGUAUAGUUUCUGUCAAAAUUGUUAAUCAGUCCACCAGAAAAGUUGAAAUAUUUGCUGUCAAUUCAUGCUUGGUGAUGGUCCAUGCUUGCAAUGGCUGGGCCAUCAUAACUAAUGAAGGAAUUGGUAGUAAGAAAGCCGGAUAUAACAAGAUCCAAACCACACUAGCCAGCUUCAAUGGCUCACAAUGUGGAUAUUGUUCACCUGGAAUGGUCAUGAACAUGUAUAGUCUACUCCAAGCAAACCCAAAAGUCAAGAUGGAAGAAGUUGAGAACGCAUUUGGCGGAAAUAUUUGUCGCUGCACUGGCUACAGAAACAUACUGGAUGCGUUCAAAUCUCUCGCAGUUGAUGCCCCAAAGGAAUUGAAAUUGAAGUUCAUCAGUGAUAUGGAAGACGUACAAACAUGCUGCAAGAGUGAUAAGGUGGGCUGCUGCAACAAGAUCUGUAGUAAAACCAGGCAGAAGAAUGAAGAUGAAUUGGAAAAUACGGCGGAUGAUUGUGAACAUGAUUUCGUUGAAUUGGCUCUGGCUCCACUCUCGGUUAGAAUCAAUGAUUAUUAUAAAAGCUGGUAUACUGCCAACUCCAAGGCGGAGAUUUUUCAAAUUCUAGAGAUGGCUGGUGGCCGAUCCUUCAUGCUCCUGUGUGGUGGAACAAGCAAGGGGCUGUACAAAAGUGACCCUCAACCAAAUUGGUACAUUGACAUUUCAAGAGUGAGAUCAUUGAAGCAAUUUGUUCUAACCAAUGAUUACAUAAAACUGGGAGCCAGCACCACUUUGGCUGAAGCUAUCAAACACUUUCGCCAUGCUGCGAAUCGCAAUCCACUCAAGUUUUCCUAUGGAAACAUAAUAGCAGAUCACAUCGAUCAUGUGGCAACUGUUCCUGUUAGAAAUAUUGGAACUUUAGCUGGAAAUGUGAGCAUCAAACAAAAGCAUCGUGAUUUUCCGUCUGACAUAUUUUUACUCCUGGAAACUGUUGGUGCAGUCAUUACUCUGGAGGAAAGUGAUGGGGUGACUGAGACAGUUGGCAUGAUGGAAUAUCUACAAAUGAAUGCUGAUAGGAAAUUGAUUACGAAGUUCAGCUUUCCUGCUUUGGAAACGUCUAAAUACUACAUUAAAACGUAUAAGGUGAUGAAGCGAGCCCAGAAUGCUGUUGCUUAUGUUAACGCAGGAUUCAGGUUCCAACUGGAUAAAUUCAAUAAUUACAAGGUUAUUGAUUUACCAAGAAUCGUUUUUGGAGGGAUCAGCCCAGGCUUUGUACAUGCAAAAGAUACUGAAAAAUUUCUUUUCGGUAAAAACUUAUUGGAUCAAGCUACUUUGCAGAGGGCUCUGGAGAUACUUAAAAGGGAAUUGCGACCUAAUACGGAUCUCACCAAAGGCUCUGUCGAAUAUAGAAAAAAUGUGGCAAUGUCAUUAUUCUAUAAGUUUGUUUUGAGUAUUUCGCCUGAGACGGUUGCUGCCAUCUACAGGAGUGGUGGCGGUCAACUUAUUCGAAACAUUUCUGGUGGAGAGGACAAAUUUGACACGAAUGAAAGCAUUUGGCCUGUCACAAAACCUAUACCAAAACUUGAUGCAUUACUGCAAUGUUCAGGUGAGGCUGUAUUCGUGAAUGACAUACAGGAAAUCAGUGGACAACUUUUCUGUUCAUUUGUUAUUGCUACAGUUGGAAAUGCCAAAAUCAAAUCCAUAGAUGCGGCUCAAGCUCUGAAAAUGCCAGGAGUACAAGCGUUUUAUUCAGCCAAAGAUAUUCCAGGAGAAAACAAUUUCCAACCGGUAGACUGGUUUACUCCUGAAAAUGAAAAAAUAUUCUGCGAUGAAGAUGUCUGGUAUGCCGGCCAGCCGAUUGGAGUGAUAGUGGCCGACUCAUGGGAUCUGGCCAACAGAGCAGCGCGUCUGGUCAAAGUGGAGUACAGCCAUCUCAACAAGCCACUGAUAACCGUCCCCGAUGUUCUCGCAACCAAAGAUCAAACCAGAAUCAUGCCUCUUGGUGAAGUGAAAGCCAAGUCCAAAAAAGAUAACGUGAAGCAUGUGAUCAAAGGGAGAAUGGAAUUAGGAAAACAGUACCAUUUCACAAUCGAGCCACAAACUUGUUUGUGCAUACCAAAAGAGGAUGGUAUGGAUGUCAUAUCGAGUACACAGUGGACUCAUAAUGUCCAGUCAGCUGUAUCUGUCGCUCUUGGCAUACCAACCAACAAAGUGCGCGUGGAGGUGCCCCGCCUCGGAGGCGGCUUCGGGGGCAAAUUCAGCCGUGCCUCGCUGCCAGCGGCUGCCUCCGCCAUUGCUGCCCACCUCCUGCAGCGACCCACCCGCCUCAUUAUGGACCUGGAGACCAACAUGCAAGUCAUCGGCUUCCGUUAUCCCUUGAUAACCGAUUAUGAGGUGGGAGUGGAUGAAGAUGGAGAAAUUCAGUAUCUGGAUGCGACAUUCUACCAAGACAUUGGUGGAUCGUUGAAUGAUAUUCUGAUUCCAAUUUUAAUGGAAACGUUUCCAUCGAUGUACAACAGCGACACUUGGAGUUUUAGAGGCAUUGCUGUCAGAACGAACACCCCUCCAGGUGUCUAUUUCAGAGCGCCAGGUUCUCUGGAAAGUUUAGCAACCGUAGAGCAUAUAAUGGAACACAUAUCACGCAAAAUCAACAAAGACGUUCAUCAUGUACGUUUGAAAAAUAUCAAAGAAGCGAACAACGAGGGUAUCCAAAUGAUCAUGAAUAUGAGGCAAUCUUCUGAUUAUGAUAUGAGGAAAGAGGCGGUUGACAAGUUCAAUAUGGAAAAUAGAUGGAAGAAGAAAGGAAUAGCAAUAAUGCCUACCUGCUAUCCAAUGACGUACUACGGUGUUUAUCAUGCUGCAGUCUCCAUUUAUGAGCUGGAUGGGACAGUGACUGUGUCUCAUGGUGGCACAGACAUGGGCCAGGCGGUUCACACCAAGGUGGCACAGAUAGCAGCUCGCACUUUGGGAAUUGAUAUAGCAAUGAUAAAAGUGGAAUCAUCCAACACGUUUGUAGGCCCCAACAACUGCUGGAGUGGGAACAGUCAAACCACUGAAGGUGUUUGUAGGGCAACAAUCAAAUGCUGUGAGGAAAUUUUAAAUCGCUUGGAAGUGAUUAAAUCUGAAAUGAAAGAUGCUUCCUGGCCGGCGCUCAUCAAAGCUGCAUUCAAUAAAAAUAUAAAUUUGCAUAAUUCACAAAUGUGGAAAGCUGAAGAUUCUAAGCACUACAUUAUCAAUGGAGUGUGCGUGACAGAAGUUGAGCUGGAUAUCUUGACUGGUGAAAAUUUGAUCACAAGAGUGGAUUUAAUUGAAGAUGCUGGCCAGAGUUUAAACCCCGAAGUAGACAUUGGGCAGAUCCAUGGAGCCUUCGUUGCAAAUAUUGGAUAUCUGAUGUCAGAAGAACUCAUUUUCGACCCUGAUACCGGAGCUCUUCUCACCAACAAUUCUUGGACUUACAAACCGCCUUCUAUCAAAGAUAUACCAGUUGAUUUUCGAGUGGAGUUGAAGAAGAAUUCCAAUAAUCCUUUUGGCGUUUUCGGUUCAAAAGCGGUGGGAGAACCACCAGCCACGUUGGCUCCUUGCAUUCUGCUGGCUUUUCGACAUGCUGUCGAUUCCGCUAGGCAAGACUCCGGUUUACAAGAGGAAUGGUUCGAAAUUGUACCCCCACUCACACCAGAAAAACUCUUCACAUUAUGUCACAAUUCCAUUUCACAGUAUUCAAUCUAAUUCUUCAAGAUUAUUUCAAACUGGACUGCAGGCUAUUCAACUAUAAGAUGAAUCACAAAGCUUUUUUGUUAAUUUCAAAUAAAUUUCAUUCACGCAUCGUUAUGUGAAAA
Messenger RNA from Nilaparvata lugens (brown planthopper), 4352 nucleotides. RefSeq names its product xanthine dehydrogenase/oxidase. The transcript is spliced from 27 exons. Bases 313 to 4242 code for a protein of 1309 amino acids. Lineage: Eukaryota; Metazoa; Arthropoda; Insecta; Hemiptera; Delphacidae. The record is from RefSeq and is a predicted model, not a curated record. Gene Ontology annotation, molecular function: FAD binding; oxidoreductase activity; iron ion binding.